GGUAGACUCAAUGUCGACCGCCAUCAUGGUAAGUAGAAAGAAAUAUUUCUCCUCGAUUUGUUCGCUUAAUGGAAAGCGAUUCUACAGUACUAGAACCAUAAGAAGUAAAAUAACAUCAUAUACUUCUAAUGAUGUUGAUAUAAGUUAUAAUGUUUAUGAUUUAUAGGAGAUUUUUGUGAUGGUGCGUCGUGAAAAGACAACAAUCUUCCUUGAUUGUAAGGAAGCCACAACUGUCUACGAGCUAAAGAAAAUGGUCGAAGGCAUCUUAAAGAAGGCUCCAGAAGAUCAGAGGCUGUACAAAGAUGAUCAAGUCCUGGAUGAUACGAAAACUCUGGAGGAUUGUGGUUUUACAACCCAAACCGCGAAAGCUCAAACUCCGGCAUUGAUUAGCUUGUCAUUCAGAGGAGAAGGUGCGUUGGUUGAUAAUGUACAAAAUUUAGUUGUCCUGAAACUUAUAGCGAUAUUAAUGAUUGAUGAGUGUUAACUGUAUACUUGUUAUUUGUUAUUCCGGGAUCUGUUCGUUGACAGAUUUGCAUAGACAUCGUGCUUAUCAUGUUUGUUGAAGUGAUUAGUAUAUAGCUUUCGAGUGAUCAUCGUCCUUAACUUAUUGUCAACUUUUAACUUCGAUACAUACAAUGAGUCCGUUAUUGACGGUCACCUUUUCAAAAUUUCGUUAAUUAAUUUUUAGGAGGGAAAUAAAGCUUUUUGUUUUAUUUUUUUGUGGACAAGGAAAAUUACGAAAGGAAGUACAACUACUCACUAUUAUCAACAGUCCAGUAUCUUUCUCUUUGACGAUUCUGAUGAUCAGAGAAGAUCUCAGAGAUAACUUUAGGGACAAGGACAAUUUCUACAAUAUUUGUUUUCAUUUGACCAUAGAUCAUUCAUCUUUGUCCAACAAAUAUAACUGGAAUCUUGCUUCUAAGUGAAAUGAUAGGUUGACUUUGAAUUACAAUAUGAUCUAGUGAUUUUUUAACUCUUUGAUUUAUCCUGUAAUUGAGUUAUUUUUUACCUCUCCAAAGCGUUUUCUGGUAAAAAUUUCAAAAAAUAAUUCUCUAGGCAAUAAAAUGUAGAAUUCUUAUUGCCUGGCUGCUAAGUGUUGUGUUAAAAUUACAAGGAAAGUUGAGAUGUUGAUUGGUUAUGGGACUCAAAGGGUUAACAGAGAUUGGAUUUUAGUAUAUAUAACUUAUGUCUACAUUGCUACAGUUUUUCUGAAGGUUAUGGGCACUUGAAAGAGCAAAUGCUGAAGAUUGCAAAUUACACUUAAAACUAAUCACAUUUUGAUCUUUGGAUGAUGAAGAGCUGCUUAAUCCAUGGGGUAAACUGUGAUUUAAGAAAUUAUAGAAAACAAAUAAUGAAAAAAUGGGAUUGAACCUGGCCUAUCCCUCCCUUCCAAAAGGAAUCAAACCCUAGACCUUGAGAUUUCAUGUUCUGAUGCUCAACCACUGAGCUACAGUGAACUCUGUGUUGAGUUUUGCCAUUACUAGUUCCAUAUGUGACAUGGGUUGUGCAUGCUGUUGGGAUCAGCAAUGUCUGAAGUGCGUGUGAGUAAAUAAGAUGAAAUAAAUGAAACAUUGAAUAUUAUGAGGCUAUGGAUGUUGAUUAAGCUAAAUACCUUGUUAUCCCUGUGUUUCAGAUGGAGAGUUUGAACCAGUUGUGAUCGCUCCUCAUUCCACCCCACCUGAAUUGCCAGAUGUGAUGAAACCCCAGGAGACUGUUUCUAACAGUGAUGGCUCAUAAAUGUUAUGUCCUAAAGUAUGAUUCUUUUUUUUUGUAGAUCAACUCAUACUCAACUCACAAACUAGUUGCAACUUUAGCGCCAUUGUUGACAAACUUAGAUUACAACAAACUGGCCAAAGCCUUGUGUGAUGAAAGAAUCAUUACUAUUAUAUAUUUAACUUUCUGGUUUACAAAUUCCCAUCCAUAGAUUUGAAGUAAUGUCGAUUAAAUGACUGGUAAAGAAAUGUUCUUGGAUAUUUAGGAAAAAAACCCUGGUUUAGUCAGUCAUGGGAGUACCAGCUAACAACAGAUCUUCAGUUUUAUUAAAAAAAAAAAAGAAUGUAAUAAUUCUACAGUCCAAAUAUUUUGGUAAUGCAAAGACAACCUAGUGCAAUUUUGGCCAUAACAUGGUAAAGAGCUCGCUUUUAAUGUUUUGAUGAAUGUGUAAUUUAUUCGCUAUUUCCCUGUUGAACUGAAAGCAAGGACUACUUUCUUACUGAUCUAAACUAAAAUGUCUUAAAACAUCAUUAAUCUGUAGUUCAUUGUUGAUUUGAAAUUUAAAGUAGUGGUUUUGUGUCUAGUAAAAUUUGUUCUAGCUGUGUAAUAAGUGUUUGUUUGGUGAUUUCAUCAUUUUCUUGUUUAACCCUUUAACUCCCAUAAGUGAUUAACAUGUAACUUCUCCCUGUAACAUCCACACAUAAUCCAACCAACAUGUGAUGAGAAUACUCAAACUUAUCAGG
Messenger RNA from Pocillopora meandrina, 2456 nucleotides. NCBI's taxonomy places the organism in Eukaryota, Metazoa, Cnidaria, Anthozoa, Scleractinia, Pocilloporidae. The record is from the annotation of a GenBank genome assembly.